Dacryopinax primogenitus is the source of this 1038-nucleotide messenger RNA. RefSeq lists its product as uncharacterized. The record is from RefSeq and is a predicted model, not a curated record. The transcript has 2 exons. NCBI's taxonomy places the organism in Eukaryota, Fungi, Basidiomycota, Dacrymycetes, Dacrymycetales, Dacrymycetaceae. The coding region runs from base 13 to 894 and encodes 293 amino acids.
ACUCAAGCAAAGAUGUCCCUCCCUCCGCACGCACUACGCAAAUACGCCGACCUGAUAUUCACCGGGUCAAGGCUCCAAUGGUCACCCUUCUACCCCUCUGCCCCUUCCUCUCAAGUCCAAUGCGGAGACUACGGGUUUCUCUCCCCCGAAACAGGCGCUUUUAAGCGAGAAGGGAACAUCUACGACGAAGGGAUCGCAAGGCGGUGGGGGAUCAAGCAGCCCGAGGUCGUAGAGGGAGAAGUGGAGAAGGAGAGCUGGACGAUAAGCAAGAACGCGCGGGCACUUGCUUAUGGGAAGGACUGUCGUGUACCCGAUGCCCAGAUCCAGAAAUUCAAAAGGAAAGGGCACGUCUCGUUCCUCUCCGAUCGAGGAGCCGUCCUUGUCACCCUCGACUCUAGAACACUCUCAAUCCCCCAAAAGACGCAGCUCAAAUCUCUUCUCUCCGAGCCUGGGUUACAGGGAAAGCACCUCGUCUCCGAAGUCGUACAGUGCUCCAAGUACGCGCGAUAUAUGAGCGGCCCUGCCGGAGGGGACUUGUGCUUGGGUUAUGACGGCACGUCCUGGCACGCCCGAGGUUUGAAAGAGGGGGACAGCUUCACCUCGGGCACCUCUCCCAAUCCGAAGUUCAGCGCUCUUUUCCGUCUCUUGGUCGUCCAAGAUCGAGGGCCGAUCCUGCUCCUGAGGGAUUCACCGGAACCGGAAGAUCCAACGGGGUUGCUAGCCCCCCUCUAUCCGGCUUGGGGAGUGCUGGAUGAACAAGGGGAGGUGAUACAGGGCUGGGGAUGGGAGGAAGAGGGGGACCUGAUGCGGGAGGUAGGGGAUUGGGAAGGGCUGGGGCUGGAGUUGGGAAAGGGGUGGGGAAGCGUGCCUGUUAGCCCUCCCGCGAGCGUUUGAUCCGCUGAGAGGGUGUCUGCCGCAUUCAAGAGGAUCACCGAACCUCUUGAAUGCGUUGACCCUCUCUCGUUCUGUCGCUGCCCUCCCUUUCGACCAUCCCUGUCCUCCCUAUAUGUGUCCCUCAACCUCGCACCGGCGCUCGCG